Orycteropus afer afer is the source of this 1296-nucleotide messenger RNA. It is a transcript of the gene KISS1R, whose product is annotated as KISS1 receptor. NCBI's taxonomy places the organism in Eukaryota, Metazoa, Chordata, Mammalia, Tubulidentata, Orycteropodidae. Gene Ontology annotation, biological process: neuropeptide signaling pathway. Gene Ontology annotation, molecular function: G protein-coupled peptide receptor activity. Gene Ontology annotation, cellular component: membrane. The record is from RefSeq and is a predicted model, not a curated record.
AUGAGCGCCGCCACCACCGCAGGGCCCAAUGUGUCCUGGUGGGCGACCGCCAACGAGUCCGGAGGCGGCGCCAACGCUUCAGACGGCCCGGCCCCCGCGCAGCAGCCCGUGGACGCCUGGCUGGUCCCGCUCUUCUUUGCUGCGCUGAUGGUGCUCGGCCUGGCGGGGAACUCACUCGUCAUUGUCGUCUGCCGCGACAAGCAGAUGCGGACCGUGACUAACUUCUACAUCGCCAACCUGGCGGCCACGGACGUGACCUUCUUGCUGUGCUGCGCACCCUUCACGGCCCUGCUCUAUCCGCUGCCCGCCUGGGUGCUGGGCGACUUCAUGUGCAAGUUCCUGAACUACAUCCAGCAGGUCUCGGUGCAGGCCACGUGCGCCACGCUGACCGCCGUGAGCGUGGACCGCUGGUACGUGACGGUGUUCCCGCUGCGCGCCCUGCGCCACCGCACGCCUCGCCUGGCCCUGGUAGUCAGUCUCAGCAUUUGGGUGGGAUCCGCGGCUGUGUCGGCGCCGGUGCUCACCCUGCAUCGCCUCUCGCCGGGGCCGCGCACCUACUGCAGUGAGGACUUCCCCAGCCGCGCCCUGGAGCGCGCCUUCGCUCUCUACAACCUCCUGGCGCUCUACCUGCUGCCGCUGCUCGCCACCUGCGCCUGCUACGGCGCCAUGCUGCGCCACCUGGGCCGGGCCGCCGUGAGCCCGGCCCCCGCCGACCGAGCCCUGCAGGGGCAACUGCCGGCGGAGCGCGCUGGCGUGGUGCGGGCCAAGGUCCGUCUGGUGGCUGCAGUGGUGCUGCUGUUUGCUGCCUGCUGGGGCCCCAUCCAGCUGUUCCUGGUGCUGCACGCGCUGGGCCCAGCGGUUGCCUGGCACCCGCGCAGCGACGCUGCCUACGCGCUCAAGAUCUGGGCGCAUUGCAUGUCCUACAGCAACUCCGCGCUGAACCCGCUGCUCUAUGCGUUCCUGGGCUCCCACUGCCAGGCCUUCCGUAGAGUCUGCCCCUGUGCUCCCCGGCGCUCCCGCGCCCGCAGGGGACCUUCCGAUCCCGCCGCCCCCCACGCGGAGCUGCGCAGUGUGGCCAUCCACCCAGACCCCGCCAGGACGCCAAAGCCGUGCAGCAGGGGGCCGGGGGCCGGGGGCCCACAGGCUAAGCCGGGGCCCUGCGAUCAGCCCCCAGGGGUCGCCUUUCGAACUGACGGGUCCCGGUUGCGCCCACACCCCACCAUGGCCUUCCCCUCGCUUCAGUUUACCGCUCUGCGAAAUGGGGACGACAGCAGUCGCCGCUACCUAGGAAUCUGA